This is a messenger RNA of Tupaia belangeri chinensis (Chinese tree shrew), 2879 nucleotides long. RefSeq names its product cadherin 9 (gene CDH9). Gene Ontology annotation, biological process: homophilic cell-cell adhesion; cell migration; synaptic membrane adhesion. Lineage: Eukaryota; Metazoa; Chordata; Mammalia; Scandentia; Tupaiidae. Bases 279 to 2648 code for a protein of 789 amino acids. The transcript has 12 exons. Gene Ontology annotation, molecular function: cadherin binding; beta-catenin binding; calcium ion binding. Gene Ontology annotation, cellular component: plasma membrane; adherens junction; catenin complex. The record is from RefSeq and is a predicted model, not a curated record.
UCUCUUAUUAAUCAGAAACGCUGAAUGGAAACCAAUCAGAUAGAGAGUUCCUUUAGCUUCAGCUUCCUGCCUGUCUGAGUUAAAAGUGAUGCUCGAGGAGAGAGACACACUGAGAUGCAUGAAGAUUCAGCUGUGAAGAUACUAUAAAAAGAGAAGCGAAGGAACGAGACAGAAGCAACAACCGGAUCGUCAGUGCUGAGCAGGGCGAAACUCAGUUCCAUUGAACAAGGAGAAACAGACGAUACGUUGAGUUUGACAUACUGCUGAAGCCGCGGAUAAUGAGGAAUUACCGUUGUCUACCAUUGUUCAUCUGGACUUGUAUGUUCCAUAUGGUUGAUACAACCCCAGUACAAGAAAAAGCUAACAGUCAUCUACCGAGCAAAAAGACAGCGGGUCUCACCACAGAUGACAACAAAAUGCUUCGUCGCACCAAGCGUGGCUGGAUGUGGAAUCAGUUCUUCUUGUUGGAAGAGUACACAGGUACAGACACACAAUAUGUAGGCAAGCUUCACACUGAUCAAGAUAAAGGAGAUGGAAAUUUAAAAUACAUAUUAACAGGAGACGGGGCUGGCAGUAUAUUUGUUAUAGAUGAAAAUACAGGAGACAUUCACGCUGCAAAGAAACUAGACAGAGAAGAAAAAUCCCUUUAUGUUCUUCGUGCCAAGGCUAUAGACAGAAAGACUGGGCGACAGGUGGAACCGGAGUCUGAAUUUAUCAUUAAAAUCCAUGAUAUCAAUGACAAUGAGCCAAAAUUCACAAAAGACUUGUACACUGCCAGUGUUCCUGAAAUGUCUGGAGUUGGUACAUCUGUUAUUCAAGUCACUGCCACAGAUGCAGACGAUGCGAACUACGGAAACAGUGCCAAGGUGGUCUACAGUAUAUUGCAAGGACAGCCAUAUUUUUCAGUGGACCCAGAAUCAGGCAUAAUAAAAACUGCAUUGCCAGACAUGAGCAGAGAAAAUAGAGAACAGUACCAGGUGGUCAUCCAGGCAAAAGACAUGGGUGGUCAGAUGGGAGGCUUAUCAGGGACCACCACCGUGAACAUCACGCUGACGGAUGUCAACAACAAUCCUCCUCGAUUCCCCCAGAGUACGUAUCAAUUUAAUUCUCCUGAGUCUGUACCUCUCGGAACCCAUCUUGGAAGGAUAAAAGCCUAUGACCCAGACGUGGGGGAAAAUGCUGAAAUGGAAUAUAGCGUUGCUGAAGGAGAUGGAGCAGAUAUGUUUGAUGUCAUCACUGACAAGGAUACACAGGAAGGGAUUAUAACUGUCAAACAGAAUUUAGAUUUUGAAAACAAAAUGUUGUACACUAUAAAAGUGGUUGCAAGUAACACUCAUCCUGAUCCACGAUUCUUACACCUGGGGCCUUUCAAGGACACUGCAGUGGUCAAAAUAUCAGUGGAAGAUAUAGAUGAGCCCCCUGUGUUCAGCAAAAUUUCUUACUUGAUGGAAGUGGAUGAAGACGUGAAGGAAGGCAGCAUUAUAGGACAGGUUACGGCAUAUGACCCAGAUGCCGUGAACAAUUUAAUAAAAUACUCUGUCGAUCGGCAUACUGAUAUGGACCGAAUUUUCAGUAUCUACUCAGAGAAUGGCUCUAUUUUCACUUUGAAGCCCCUUGACCGGGAAUCUUCCCCUUGGCACAAUAUCACCGUUACAGCCACAGAAAUGGAUAACCCAAAACAAAGUAGUCACAUUCCUGUCUUCAUCAGAAUUUUAGAUAUAAAUGACCAUGCUCCAGAAUUUGCCAUGUACUAUGAGACAUUUGUUUGUGAAAAUGCAAAACCUGGGCAGUUGAUUCAGACAGUCAGUGUCAUGGACAAAGACGACCCUCCUCGAGGCCACAAAUUCUUCUUUGAACCAGUGCCAGAAUUUCCUCUCAAUCCGAACUUCACCAUCGUAGACAACAAAGAUAAUACAGCGGGAAUCAUGACGCGAAAAGAUGGGUACAGCCGCAACAAAAUGAGCACCUAUCUCCUGCCGAUUUUAAUCUUUGACAAUGACUAUCCUAUCCAAAGCAGCACUGGCACGCUCACCAUCCGUGUGUGUGCCUGUGAUAAUCACGGAAACAUGCAGUCCUGCAACGCCGAGGCCCUGAUUCUCUCGGCGGGCCUGAGCACCGGGGCGCUCAUUGCUAUUCUCCUCUGUGUCAUCAUACUUCUCAUUUUAGUCGUGCUGUUUGCUGCACUAAAAAGGCAAAGAAAAAAGGAACCCCUCAUCAUUUCAAAAGACGAUGUCCGGGAUAACAUCGUGACCUACAAUGAUGAAGGCGGCGGGGAAGAAGAUACGCAAGCUUUUGACAUCGGCACGUUAAGGAAUCCAGAAGCAAGAGAAGACAGCAAACUUAGGCGGGAUGUAAUGCCUGAGACCAUUUUUCAGAUAAGGAGGACUGUGCCUCUGUGGGAAAAUAUUGAUGUACAAGAUUUUAUCCAUCGAAGACUAAAAGAAAACGACUCAGACCCAAGUGCACCGCCCUAUGAUUCUCUUGCGACGUACGCCUAUGAAGGGAAUGAUUCCAUAGCAGAUUCGCUCAGUUCUUUAGAAUCCCUCACAGCUGAUGGCAACCAAGAUUACGAUUACCUUAGCGACUGGGGACCUCGUUUUAAAAAACUUGCAGAUAUGUAUGGGGGUGACGACAGUGACCGCGACUAAGAGUAUUUUCUGACUUGACUGAAAUUAGUGGAGGUACUGUCCUUGUUACUAGAUCGAGUGGCCUGCAUUCUCUUCCUCGGGGGAAAUUUUUCACAACUCGAAAUGACAAACAAUACAUAGGUGUUGUCUUAGUAAGGGUUUGCUUAAUCAGUAAGUUUCUGUGAAUGAAUACAAAUGACAUAGAUUUUUAAAGCAGUAAUACUAACCAGUUCACCCUCUUUGCCUAACAAU